GCGCGUGUCGGCGCUCGCCGGCAGGGAUGCUGUUGCCCCUCUUGUUACUCUCCGGCAAGCAUCUGACUGUACGAUAAGUGAUGAGCGGCGGCACCGAAAAUGACUGGCUUAGCUGAGACGCGAAGGUCUUGGCAGGUUGGCUCUGCUCAAGUGGCCGGUUGGAACUGAACUCUUUCAUCUGUACGUUUUCCUUGCUGCUGUGAACUUUUUGUGAAGUCUCCCAAGGUUCGUGACACGCAGGGAACAGAUGUGUCAGCGCACUCCGACAGGAGGAACAGUGAGUUGCAGCUCGUUUCCCACAAUGUGUUCCAUUGGCUACUGCUGAAUAAACAUCUUCACUCCUCGCACAUGUACAUGAGGGUGAAAUGAUGACCCCAUCAAGCCGCCAGUCCUUCAACAUCUUGGCUGUCCUUUUUCUUCUGCUGUCUAGUGCAGCUCUCUCUGCCCAUUUUCGAGUCUGUGAGCCCUACACGGACCAAAAAGGACGAUACCACUUUGGCUUCCACUGCCCGCGCUUGUCAGACAACAAAACCUAUAUCUUCUGCUGUCACCACAAUAAUACGGCAUUCAAAUACUGCUGCAACGAGACUGAGUUCCAGAACAUAAUGCAAAUGAACCUAACUGGGAACUCGGAUGGCUACAUGCACAAUAAUUACAGUGCCCUGGUUGGAGUCUGGAUCUAUGGCUUUUUCGUCAUGGUUCUACUUGCCCUGGACUUCCUCUACUACUCUGCCAUGAACUAUGAACUUUGCAGAUUUUAUUUGGCCAAAUGGGGAUUUCGUGGUCAAUGGCUUCAGCAAGGACAGAGCCAAUGGAACAGUCCCCUGGAAGGUGGGGGUCCACAACCUCCCCAGCCUCCUCCUAUCCCACAGGCCAUGCACAAUUUGAAGCCGGAGACACAGACCUCAGCCUUGAUGUCUUUCCAGAGCUCCACAGCUUGAGUAAAACAAAUUAACACUGAAGAACACCAAACCACCAAGGAUCCGCUCGUGUCUGUUGGAUGCCUGUUUGUUGCCUGAAAUGCUAGAGGAGGUGAGAACUGAAGUCCUAGGGAAACUGGGGAGCACUCACAUGACUUGGCCAGCGGAGGCAGAGAGGAGCUACAUCGACGCAAACAGCGCCCCCUCCCCGAAGAAAAGUUGGCGAUGUGUUUGAGUGUGACGUGUAAGCAAUAUAGUGCUUGUAGAUGUGCACUUGGAACCUGUUCACAUGGGAAGUCUCGUGUAAGCCGCGCUCCAUCAGUCUUAGAAAUUAGAGACCGUAGCUGCAUAGGCCAGGUGCAGCAUCUGCUUCUUGAGCGGAAGAAACUGUUGUCUGUCUGUCUUAGCAUUUAAUCUUGCACUGCUCUAACUUAGUAUUAUGUAAUCUCUCACACACCCACACACAAAACCCACCAGAGUGUCAUAUAUUAGUGUGUGGGUGUGUGAUCUGCAUAAGGGUUUACCUAAUGCAAACCCAUACACCAGUCCUUUCACUGGAAAAAUGUUGUGGAGGCCCAGUAUCCAGCCUGUCUGACAAAGGUAAUGUUAUUGUAAGGACAACCUAAAUAUUAUUUUCAGAACUAAGCAUAUAUACUGUAUAUCUUUCUUGUAGCAGAUAUUUCACACUGUUUCUUUCUCACCGCCAAACUUAUACUGUUGGAGGUAUUUUGCUUUGUUCUGGGGACAGGGGGAGGGUGGGAGUGGUUCAUAAUUUUGUAUAAUCUUGGUGACCACACUAUCUGAUUCCCUAAGUGCAGUUUGGAAACAGUGGGUGGACAAGGUGAAGGCUUUUAUUUGAUAGGUGUAUUUUUUUAUUUUACACUGAGUUCAAUAUUAUGUGCAGGGCCAUAGGGUACAGAGGUUAGACAUGUCCAUUGAUUUCUCUCUUUGCUUCUUAAGAUGUGCACAUUUCUGCCAGAAUAUGAAGAUGGCCUGUAGCUUUAUAUUCCUACUAAUUACCUUUAAUGCUGUUUGACUCUGGAGUUUCUAGGCUGGGUCGUAGUGUUGCAUUUCCCUUACAGCUAUAUUGCACUGCAGGGAUGGUUACUGUCAACAGGCAGGGUGUAGCUUACUUUAACGCCAGAUAUACAGUACCUGUCAGAGGUUACAGUGCAAUUGAAAAAGUGAAAAUGUUCCAGAAUAUUAUCAUGUGUAUCAGGGGCUACGCACAUGAGGAAUUCAGAUUAUAGUAUUUUAGGUGUAUCGAAUUUUAAUGAUACAUCACCCUUUGUGUGACCAGAGCCGUAGGCAUUUUUGAUAAAUAGCAUAACCAUGACAGCCACAUUCUGCACUAUAAGAGACCUGGGUUGCCUGCCUUAUGUUUGGAGGCCUGUCUUAUCUUUGUGAUAGAAAAGCACGUCUUCAUAAUGGAAGACCUGUUAAAAAAGUAAGAAUGGUCGUUCAUGCUAUGUACAUAAUUUUCCUGGAGCUUCUUCACUGCUCAUAUUUUUAAGUUAACUCCAUCAUCAUAAACUGAAUGACAGACAUAAAGCAUCAUCUGUCUGGGGCAGAUCGUUCUCAUUGGUUUCUUUCUGUACUUUAAACUCCCAGAUCUCAUUUGACAGGUUUACUGCUUUCUUCCAUUUGUGUGGUCAUUGAUGGAAUCAUACUCAUAUCUUAUGGUUAUAGAGAUCAAGUUAGAUACAUGGUUAACACCAAAACAUUAUUAGUCCUAACUGCCAGUAAGAUGAAGGAAUUUGGAUCAGGAUUCAAUUACAAAGAAUACAAAGGUAUCUUCUCUGUUAAAAAGACAUGCAUUGGUAUGACUAUGAAAUGUUUGUCCUUUGCCUGUACAAAAAUUCUUACACUAAUAAGCGAUGAGACAAAUGACUGAAAUAGAUGAUAGAAGCCAAACAGGACACCAGAAAGCCAUAUGACCACAUGGUCUCCUGGUUUGAAUGUGUGCAAAUUGCUGCUUUAGACACUGCACCUCAUUCCAACAAGAUACUAGCAGACAGAAAAGGCUCCAUUUUCUUUUGUUUCCAUGUGGUGAAAUUCUGAUUAUAAUGGGAUACUUAUAAUUAAUUAUAAUGGGAUACCUGAUAGUCCAGUUUGUUAAGGAAUAGGAAAGAGUAAGUCCCUGCCCAAAGUGUAAUAAUUUCAAAUGUCACAGGUGGCGCAGUGGAAGUGCUACUGCUUUGCAGUAAGGAGACUGUGGAAGAGUGUGGGUUCGCUUCCCGGUUCCUCCCUGUGUGGAUAGCACUUU
This is a messenger RNA of Erpetoichthys calabaricus (reedfish), 3186 nucleotides long. It is a transcript of the gene shisal1b, whose product is annotated as shisa like 1b. The transcript has 5 exons. Lineage: Eukaryota; Metazoa; Chordata; Cladistia; Polypteriformes; Polypteridae. The record is from RefSeq and is a predicted model, not a curated record. Bases 366 to 941 code for a protein of 191 amino acids.